UCUUCCGGGUCUGGGAGGCCCUCUGUCACAGAAUUCAGUCAACAUUCAUGGAUGAACUCGCGUCCUUCCAUGAGCUGAAGAAUCCCCGAAAACAUCUUUUUCAAGAGGAAAAUGUCCAAGUUUGAGGAUCUGGAGGAUUUAUUCAGACGGCGGCUGUUCGCUGCGGCUCGUAGAGACUUUAUGGAAGAAAGAAAAACACCGUCCGGGUACGAAGAGGAGGUUCAGAGACAGAGAGAGCUGCUGAGGGUGAUUCUAACUCCUGAGAUCAAACUGAGGAGAACAGGUUAGUAUUCACUGAUGUUCAUGAAGAGGCUGAACCUCGAGAUGAAAACAUCCUCACACUGAUAACUCUGAAUGAAAAUAAAAAUAGAUUUCUGAACUCAAAGUUUAUUUAUUUAUUGUCUCAUUUAAAGAAGGAGAACCACUGUUAAGUUUUGUUUUUUUGGAAGAUUUAGACUUUAUCCAAACCAUUUUCUCACAGGAGUAAAGUCCUGAGAAAAUAACCGCUCUUGUAUUAUUUUGUACUCAUGGUCAGUGCUGCAGCAGCGACCAUGAGUGCUGCUGAAUGACUUGAAAGGUAUGAAAGAAUAUAUACAUGAAUAUAAGUACGAACAGGCUUUAGUAUGUACAGGCUAUGAACAGAUUAUACACAUGGUUAUAAAUAUGAAGGCUAUACAUAGCAGGGUUUUUCCUGCGUUCAAAAUUGCGUGGCGGCCGCCUCCACCUAAUUUUGUGCCGCCCCCAGCCAGAGCGAUUGAUUUCGCUCAACACAGCGUAAAGCUCCAGCUGUGUUGAUUGAGCGAUUGAUGUCCCGAUGCAGCAGCAACGUAUUUUAACUGCAGUUGCAGCGUUGCGCCACUAUAGGGGCGCUAUAUCAACAGCAGUGCACCGGAAAGACCUGAAGCAUCUACCGAAGAAGAAACGGAUCGAAUCAUGUUUUUUCAAGUGUUUUUCCCGCUAGUUGGUGCUAUCGGCGUCCUGAUUUUCCCUGGCGGAUGGUACAAACAGGUAAAUACUGCUUCUCUUUUUUGCAUCCAAGCAUGUCGUGUUUAUUUUAAAAAAAAGUUUACUCCGUUUUUAGCGUUGCAGUUAUGACAGGCAAAAUCAGCCAGUACUUUAAAAAGCGACCUCGCGAGGAGGAAAGUCAAGAGUCCAGGUGAAACACAGUAGAGAUAAAAACGUAACAGGCAGUUAAAAUGCUAUAAUUCAUGGUGGAGACAACGUGGAAAUUUGUGUCAGGUCUGAAAGUACUUCACAAGGGACUGGUGAUCGCGAGGGUCAGAAUGCAGGACAGGACGAGUCGGCGAGGCGAGGGUAAUUAAUUAAUUAGUUUCCAAUUAGGAGCAUAACAACGCAAAGCCGACGUGUACGUGGUUUUUAUUCCUCUUUCCAGAUCUUCUCAAAAACACAGAGCCAGUGGCUUUGACAAGCAGUGGCUCAAUCAAUUUACCUGGCUCAGGCAUACUGAGGAAGGCAUGCACUGCUAUUUAUGCCAAAAGCACUGUGCCCCAACACAGCAGGCAAUUGCUGCGUCCUUAGUGAGACAGCCAUCAACCAACUACAGGCUGGACACAUUAAAAAGACAUGAGGUGACAGCCAUUCACAAAGCAGCAGAAGAGAAGGAGAAAUAUAUUAAAGAUGGUAGUACCUAAAAAACUCAACUAAUAAAGUUACAAAAAAUAAAUAACAUAGUUUAGAUAGUUUAAGAAAUAAUUGGUUGUCGUUUUUUUUUAGGGAGGACACUGCAGCGUAUACAUAUAUAUGAUGGAAAACACUAUCACUCUUCAUGUCUGUAUCAGAAUAAAAACAAAAAUACUUAAUGCAUGAUGAAUUGUUUUGUUUAAGGUGAAGACACCUCUGCGGAACAGACUGAAGGAGAGGCACUUGGAUGUCUGUUGUAAGGUGGCCGUUGAUGGACCAGACCAGGAGGCCUUGGACUACAAGGAGUGCAUGAGGAGGUUCUACAGAAUGAAAAAGAGGAGGCUGAAAUGUUCUGUCUGGUUGCGAGAUGUGUGGAUGAAGUGUACUUUCAAUUUAAAGUUGCCAGCUGAUUUGUGUAUGUAUAUAGUUUUAAUAAAUGAAUGCUUUAACAUGAUAAUGGUCACACUCUUUUUUGAACUCUUAACUUAAAGUAUGUUGCCUGUAAAAGUAAGUGAAUCGGUUGAAUUUACAAAUACAUGCACGUCGUGGCGCACGGUCAGGAUGGUGCCACCUCUGCCUCAAUUUGAGCCAGGAAAAACCCUGCAUAGACUAUAAAUAUAAAUAACAGAUAAAUUAUGCUGUCGUGCAAAUGAGGUUUGAAAGGUUUCUAAGUUGGUUUACAGAUAUAGAUAGAUAGAUAGAUACAUAGAUACAUAGACAGAUGCCACACUGUAAUGCAGUUGAUCAGGAUGCUCUCCAGAUUAUGCAGCGAUAGAAGUUCACCAGGAUGUCUGAGGACAGGUGGAAGAAGAAGUGCAGCACGUCUUUUAACCAACACCCUCCAUCACAGUCACAUCACUCCCGUUCUCCUCCCAGUUAACUUCAGGAUCAUUUUUUAACUUUUAAUAUUUGUUUUCAGUCAUGCUCUUGCUCCAGUAUAUCUGUCUAACUGCUUCACGCUUAGACGACGCUGUAGAGCCCUCCGGUCCUCAGAACAACUGCUGUUGGAGGUUCCAUCUUCAGAUUUGAAACACUGGGAGGAUCGUACCUUUUCAAUAGCAGCCCUGAAAUUAUUGAACUCUCUACCCCCUGAACUACUUUUUAAUAAUGAACUGUCACUUUUUAAAACACAUCUUAAAACUCACCUAUUUAAACUUUUUAAUAGCUUUUAAUAUCUAGUGCUGUUUGCCAUUUGCUAUUUGAUCGUUUCUGUGUUCUCUUACCUUUUCAUUGUUAUUUGUUAUUUAUGUAUUUGAAUGUAUAAAGCACUUUGUUCAUCUUUCCGGAUGUUGUAAGGUGCUAUAUAAAUAAACAUUAUUAUUAUUAUUAUUAUUAUUAUUAUUAUUAUUAUUAUUAUUAUUAUUAUUAUUGUGUGAGGGAAACACUGGCUGUGAAUCCUCACCUGCACAAUCUAAAGUUGCACAAGAAAAGCCAAAAGCUAAAUAUUUUGCUUCAAUGCUUUAAAGUUUAACAGUUCAUUUGUUGAUUAAUUGAUUGAUUGAUCAGAUUGAUGUCUAAGAAAAUAAACAAGUUUCCAUAAUUUAUGAUCAAGAACAACAUGACCAUCAUUAGUUUAAACUUCUUCUUGUGUCUUCUUCUGUUUCUAGUAUUUCCUGUGGAUGUCCAGCAGCUCUCAGUGGUUAAAAAAGAGCCUCAUGAGCAGCAGGAGUGGAGCCCCAGUCUGGACCAGGAGGACCCUAAGACCCCGUUUAAGCACAUUAAAGAUGAAGAGGAGGAACUCUGGAGCAACCAGGAAGAGCAGCUUCAAGGCACGGAGGAAACUACUGAGUUACCUUUCACGAUCGUCACUGUUAAGAGUGAAGAUGAAGAAGAGAAACCAGAACCUUCAGAGUUUUAUCAAACACAAACUGAACAGCUGGAAACUGAAGAUGACCGUGAGGACCAACAGGGAACAGAACAAGCUAAGAACUUAGAUUUGGAGAGACCAGAGACCAAAGUCAAGACUGAGGACUCAUCUGAACUUGACUCUGAAGACAGUAAUAAUAAUCCCAAGGAGGUUGGAGAUUAUCAGCCAUAUCCAAAACCUCAUGAAAUCAUCGCAGAGAAUGAACCAAAAAAGAAUAAGAAAUCCUUUUGUUGCCUUCAGUGUGGAAAUACAUUUAAAAGAAACGGAAAUCUUACCAAACAUAUGUUAAUUCACACAGGGGAGAAACCCUUCAGCUGCACCACCUGUGGUAAAAGAUUUGCCCGUAGUUACAAUCUGACACAACACAUGUCAGUUCACACGGAUGAGAAACCAUUUAGCUGCUCUACAUGCGGUAGAAGGUUUAAUUCAAGACGCGGGAUGAUAAACCAUCGGUCCGUUCACAGUGAGGAGAAGAAAUUUAGCUGCUCUGCAUGUGGUAAAAGAUUUAAUUAUAAGAAAAGUGUCUCCAGGCACAUGUUAAUUCACGCAGGGGAGAAACCCUUCAGCUGCCCCGUUUGUGGGCGAAGAUUUACAGAGAAAGGAAACCUGACCAAACACAUGAUUGUUCACACCAGAGAGAAACCUGCGAGUUCCUCUGAGGACGGAAGCAUCCAUGAGGAAAAUCUGUCCGAACACGUGUCGGCUCACGGUGGAGAGAAACCCAUCUGCUGCUCCGAGUGUGGCGCAACAUUCACCCAAAAAGGAAGUCUAAGCCAACACAUGAGACUCCACACAGGAGAGAAACCGUUCAGCUGUUUCUGGUGCUGUAAAAGCUUUCACUUCAGAGGAAACCUGACGCAGCAUAUUUUAGUUCACACAGGCGAGAAACCGUUCAGCUGCCCCCAGUGUCACAAAAGAUUCGCCAGAAAAACGGGUCUGAUCAGACACAUGCCGAUUCACACAGGAGAGAAUCCUUUCUGCUGUAUUUACUGUCCCAAAAACUUUUACUCAAAAAAAAACUUAAACCGACACAUGAUGAGUCACACCGGGGAGAAACCCUUCGGCUGCUCUGAGUGUGGGAAAGGAUUUACCCAAAAAGGAAAUUUGAUUCGACACAUGUCUGUUCACAGUGGAGAGGAAGCUUUCAUCAUCGAGAGCACUGAAGUGUGAAGACACACAGUUUGUCUCCGCAGACGUUUAGGAUAUCACUGAUUAGAGUUUUAAAAAUGUGUAAUACCGUACAGACACAAGACAAAACACGACACAGAAAUAGGAGUGCGCUCUAUGAGCCUGAGACUAUUUAAGAUAGGAAAUGAGAAAUGUAUUCAUGGUGUUUUCCUACCACAUCUUCUGACCAAAGUUUGACAAAAGUGUCUGAAGUUCACUCUUCUGCAGGGACCACCUACUCUAGAUGUCCUCUUCAUCAUCGUAGCACCUGUGACAUAAGUUUAGGCCAUAAAGUUUUUAAUGCACUUUCUGGACCCACCCACAGUCAGAGGCACAAACUUUGGACUUAGUCAUUUUAACCUCGUCUUGUCGAUUUUUCAGUCGUUGCAUUUUUUAAUGUAAAUCAUCUGACAACCUCAUAAUUUCAGAUAGGUAACAGAAAAAGUAAGAUGCUGCUUGAGCUUCGAUUCUGGUAGAGGAACAGUAAAUCCUGCGUUGAAAUAAAUGUUUAAUUAAUGUCAAAAAUGUUACUGUUUGAAGACAAACUGACAUUUAAAUCAAUAUUUUUACCAGUAUAACAGCGUUAAAUAAGAAGUUUAGCACUAAUGAGGAAUCCUACAUGAGGAAACUUAGGUGAGAGUUGCUGUUUUCCCUGAAAAUGACCAGAGUGCUUUGUUUUCAUGAGGCAUAAUGUUGCUCAUGGAUAGUAAAAGCAGAAUUUCUUGUCACGUCUAAAUAAAACAUAAUAAAAUGUGUUGUUGCACCUGAAUUCAGAAGGUGUCAUAGUAAAGCAGAUGAUCAUUUAUGUUCCAUAAAAGAUGUCUGGAUCGCUUCUGUUCAUGGCAUCAUCAGUUGAUAAUCCUGAGGACAUCUUGGACUGAAAACAUGAGAAUUAUUGACAGUAUUGCACUUCAUUUUAUCAUGAAAUCCACAAUAAAACAACAAGAAAAGAAAAUACAGGCCAGUUAAUUCUUCUUCUUCACAGUCAUGAGUGAAAAUAUCAACAAAGGUGAAGAGUUCUUGUCUGCUGUCGGCAGAAUUAUUAAUCACGCUAAAGUCCAAACGGAGGGGCAGUCUUGGGAGUGUCUGUGAUGUGCCUGUUCUGCAUGUUUUGAUGUAUGUACAAUAUAAAUAUCUCAAAACAUCUCAUGUUUGGUAUUUUGUAAGCUGAAGUUAUUUUUCAUUUUCUGUAUUUCAAUGUGUUGUAAUUGUGCCAUGUAACUAAAGCUUGGCUUGACUUCCAUAUGACACACAGUCCAAAAUAAAACAGGCCUGGAGUCGGGGACCAUGGUAAUUAUGCACAGGGAAUAUUAAAGUGCUGAAUGCUAAAGGGCAGAUUCCUAGCUUGUAUUGAUGUUAUUAUAAAAGUCAUAUUUAUUACUGUAUUUUAUUCUGUUAAUUACUCCUUUUGCCAGCUAAUAAAUGCUCCAUCAGUCACCUGUCGUUUGUCUGUACAUGUUCCUUUCAAGCACAAACUGCAGUCCUAGUUCCAGACAAGUUUGAUCACUGUGGUGUAAAAUGUUGAUGAAAAUAGAUUUUGAUGGUUUGCACUUCAUUUGAUCCAUGUUUAAUUAACUGAAUGACCAUAUCACUUAAAAAAACAAGUUAUUUUGCAAAAGGUCAGUUAAUGACAGAUGCUAUCGCUCUUUGAGAUUCUGUAUGAGCAACAAUUUCAGAAUAAAGUUCUUUAAAUGAU
This is a messenger RNA of Xyrichtys novacula (pearly razorfish), 6371 nucleotides long. The record is from the annotation of a GenBank genome assembly. Lineage: Eukaryota; Metazoa; Chordata; Actinopteri; Labriformes; Labridae.